Molecule: messenger RNA, 2340 nt
Organism: Chlamydomonas reinhardtii
Lineage: Eukaryota; Viridiplantae; Chlorophyta; Chlorophyceae; Chlamydomonadales; Chlamydomonadaceae
Exons: 7
Coding region: 133-1407 (424 amino acids)
Source: RefSeq, a predicted model, not a curated record
GUUGGGGCUGGCGUUUGGGUUUAAGCGGUUUGGGAGCUGGUAGGUGGCGCAUCAUGACGAGCGAAAACCUGACCUAACGCGCCCUCGUUCGCGGCCUUUAUUGCCGCAUUCUAUAACAUGUAAGUCCUUGCAAUGUUAGCCGUGAAGCUGCUCUUGUUUCUUACAGCUUGGCACGCGCUCACCGGCUCUGCAUUGGCCGCGACGCCUCCAACGGAGGCCACCCCAGACCCUGGAUGCGCUCCCAUUGUAAAUGCGACACUAUACAAUGGAACAUCAUGGAUUAGCGACCGCAUCGUCGACGUCGCGCACACGCGGUCGGGCCGCAUCCGCAAUCGCUAUGAGGACGACACAGUCCGCCACAGUUCGCACGUUGCAAGGAGCUCGCGUGCUACGCGCUGCUCUCACUCGCUGCUGGUCGGGCGGCGGUUCUGUGGGAAGCUGGACUGGGCUGCCCCCACGCAGGGCCACAUCUAUUACCACUUCUCCAGUGGGCACUACACCUAUGAGCCCGACCUGUGCGUGCUGAGGCGGCUGGAGCGAGAUGAGGCGCAGGCGUGCAUGGCGGACGUGGGGCCGGUGCUGUUUGCAGGGGACUCGGUGACACGGUACCAGUUCACGACGUUGAUCCAUUUCCUCGCGUCCGGCAAGUACCAGCACCCCUUCAAUGGCAGCAAGAGCCUAUCGAACGCACAUGCGCACGUGGCGACCACUAACGAUGACAAGUAUGACAAGUUAUGGGAGCACUCUGAAGAUCAGAUUGAGCGGCACAGAAAGGGCAGCGACCUGUUCUACAACAACAAGCGUUAUCAGGGGUUGGAACACGCCCAUUUGACCCUACCUUUGCACGCCGACUCCUCUCGAGAGGCUCACCUCUACUACACAUACGUGGACGCGCACUCGUAUAGGAUUAAAGAGGCUAUAGAAUGGGCCAUGAGCAAGCGGGAUGACUGGCGGUACCUAUUCAUCAACGUCUGCGCCCACUACGGCCCGGCAAACAUGAAAAUGGUGUCACGCAACAUCAUAACCGCGUUCAAGUGGGCCAACCAAACCUACGGCGAGGCGUUUGCAAGGUCGGGCACGCAGCUGGUGUGGAAGGGCUGCACCACGCCCUCCAAGUCUGUCCGAGCAAAGAUUGAUGCGGAAGAGGCGAAGAUUGCAGAGUACGCAGCGUCUGCUGGUGUGGCCAUAUAUGACCUGAGGACGGUGGUUAAGGCGGCCUUUUCCCAGCACCUGGUCACGACGUGGGAUGACAGCACAGUGCACUAUCUGCAGUUCAUGUACGAGCAGUGGAAUGACCUGUUGCUCAACAUCCUGUGCCCUGUACGUGAUGGUGCUGCGGAGGCGGCGGAGGCGGCGGAGGCGGCGGAGGCAUAUGAUGGCAAUGGGGUCGAUGAGGACCCCUUGUAGGCCUUGCGAUCCCCACCGGGGAAUAAGGGCUUGGAGGCGACCUGACACGCGGUUUCCGGAGCCUUGUAGAAUAGACGGCCAGCACCUGCGGGUAACUGGGGCCUGGCUGCGCAUACAGACCAAAGCUGAAAGGAAAUGCAAACAAAAGAACUUGAAAAUCAUAAGAGCCUUGCUGAUUAGGAGUCGGAACGGGGAUGGGGGUCCCGGACGGAGUGUGUGAGUGGCUUGGAACUGACUGUCGUGCAUCUAUCCAUGCCUCACGAAGCACAAAGCACAUUAAUGUGUGGUACGCAUGAUGAGUGUGAAUAAGCAGUAUGGAGCAGUACGGCAAGUGCCAUGGCUCAGCAUCUGGGUACUGUGCGGGUACUUGCGGGUGCAUUUGAGUUGGAAUGUCUAGAGCGUGUGCCACGGACUGAAGAAGCAGGGGGGCGUUGGCCGGUGAAUAUCGUGGGCCUGUUAGAGCUGUGACAAUUUAUAGCUGGGAUGCGCAUUGGACUGCACCGGCUUCAUACCCACACCGUGAUAUCUUACGUUCACAUGCGGGGAUCAGCGCCAGGAGGGGUGGGCCGUCGAGCUGGAAGUGGAGAACUGCUGGUGGAGCUGGAAGUGGAGGGCUACGGGUGCGAGUGCAUACGGCUGUGUUGACGCAAAUAUGAGGAGGGAUUCAAAUGAGCGGGGACCAUCAUAACAAGCUCUAGAAUCAGGGGGACUAGGGAAAGUUCGCUUACUGUUGGGUUUGCUGCUGUCGGCGCCGCUGUCCUGCUGGUACCGGCUCGGCAGGCGAACUGCUGUGGAUGGGUCGGUUGGUGCCUUGAUAAGGGCUUUAACAUUUUUAAAUAUUUAUCGAUUGGCAUUCAAAUGUACCGCUUUCGCUAUGUGUCAGCAUGUAUCAAAAUGCACGCCUGCCUUGUCUGGCUUCGCUCCUGUUCUUCC